ACAAGAGUACGGCAGCACCAUUAGUUUCGUUCAGACGCUAAGUUUUGCCAAUAUAUUAUAGAGUGCAUGUUUUUUUUGCAUAUUUUGUAGAUCUUACAAAUUAUAAAUUAUUAUUAGUUUUCAAUGGCGCAGGUCUCAAAUAAAUCGGGAACGGGUUGGCCCAGGCGCAGCAGUCAGGGACAAGUAGACGGAAAUGUAAAUAAUGGAUUGCAGAAGUACACGGCUGGACAGUGUUUGGCUAUAAACAGGACAAUAAACUUAUAUCCUUUGACUAAUUACACAUUUGGAACAAAAGAACCAUUAUUUGAAAAAGAUCCAUCAGUUCCAUCUCGCUUUCAAAGGAUGCGAGAAGAAUUUGAUCGUAUCGGUAUGCGGCGCUCAGUUGAAGGUGUUCUACUCGUCCAUGAACAUGGUUUACCUCACGUAUUACUUCUUCAGCUGGGUACAACAUUUUUCAAGCUUCCCGGAGGUGAACUUAAUGCAGGAGAAGAUGAGGUAGAAGGCCUCAAGCGGCUUCUUACCGAAACAUUGGGACGUCAAGAUGGCGUAAAACAAGAUUGGAUUGUUGAAGAUACAAUUGGAAAUUGGUGGCGACCGAAUUUUGAACCACCUCAAUAUCCAUACAUUCCGCCACAUAUUACUAAACCAAAAGAACACAAACGGUUGUUUUUGGUACAGUUACAUGAAAAGGCUUUAUUUGCUGUUCCCAAAAAUUACAAGCUUGUAGCAGCACCCUUAUUUGAACUCUAUGACAAUUCUCAAGGAUAUGGUCCAAUUAUAUCAUCGCUUCCUCAAGCCUUAUGCAGGUUCAAUUUUAUUUAUAUGUAAAGGAACGCUGAGUUUUUCGUGGCAUCUUACAAUAGUUAAAUUAAAUAAAUCAACUUGGUCUUUUAACUUA
This is a messenger RNA of Zeugodacus cucurbitae (melon fly), 898 nucleotides long. It is a transcript of the gene Cpsf5, whose product is annotated as cleavage and polyadenylation specificity factor subunit 5. Gene Ontology annotation, cellular component: mRNA cleavage factor complex. The transcript has 5 exons. Gene Ontology annotation, molecular function: mRNA binding. Lineage: Eukaryota; Metazoa; Arthropoda; Insecta; Diptera; Tephritidae. Bases 124 to 828 code for a protein of 234 amino acids. The record is from RefSeq and is a predicted model, not a curated record.